CGGAUGUACUUUCUCACCGGAGCCGCCAUAUGUGGUUCCGCUUUGUUAGUGUAUAGGAAAAUUAGCAGCACGGGACACAAACCAAGGGUAUGCGGAUUGGACUACCCACGUGACUUAGUCAUCCUACAUUCCAUACCACGCGAUCGUCUUACACCAAACCUUGGCCAUUUCUCGUUGAAGCUGGAGACCUAUCUAAGAGUCAAUGCUAUACCAUAUCAGUUUGACGGACAACCACUUCAAGGACCAAAGGGGAAAGUUCCCUGGAUCGAACACAACGGCGUGACGAUGGGAGACUCGCAGUUUAUCAUACAGUACCUAGAGAAAGAGUUCAAGGUGAAUCUGAAUUCUCACCUGUCUCCAAAGGAUAGGGCUCUAGCCUGGGCCAUACAGAAGUGGCUGGAAGAGUUCACAUAUUGGUUGAGCGUGUAUACACGAUGGGUGGUUUUCGUUGACGAUAUGUUUAAAAUGCAAUCAUCUUUCCCCGCUUGGCUGAAAAUACCACUUGGCAGGAAGGUAACAUCCAUGUCGUAUGCUGUCGGAAUUGGUCGCCAUUCCAACGAAGAAGUUCACGCGAUGAUGGUCAACGAUUUAAAGCAGUUUUCGGCAAUUCUAGGUGAUCGGAAAUACGUGAUGGGAGACCGGAUAUGCGACGUUGACUGCGCAGCGUUCGGUAUCCUGUCCCAGGUCCGCUGGUGCACGCCGUCAGCCUGUCCGGGAGCUGCUUUGCUACAAGGUGAUGAAUUAAAGAAUGUCACAGACUACAUGGACAGAAUAAAGAACGACUUUUGGCCAGACUGGGAAGAACUAACAAGUCACGCGGCACAAAAAGCUUUAUGAUGAUGAAAGUAUACGAACUAUUGACUAGCUUGAGGACAAGCAACUGAAUAAAAUACCAUUAAUGACGUUGAUUUAGCUAGAAUUGUUUAAGAUGUAAGUGUUUUCGUAACAUUGCAUGUGUUGCACCAUCUAUUCGAGAAGCAGUCAGUUAAAAUGGUGAUUUGGCUGUCAAUGAACACAUAAUCACAAUUUGUAUAAUGUUGAACAGAUAUGUGUAUGUAUAUUUACAUGAUUUGAUUAGAAAAGCAAACAUUUGACAAAUUAUGCAGUCCAGUAAGCAUAAAUUGAUUCAAUACAUUAGGAAAUAAUCGUUAUUCAAAGGUUUGCGGUUUACAUUUGCCCGAAUACUUAAAGUUCACUUACUUAUCUACAUUGUAACUGGCAAUAUAUAUAUAUAUAUAUUUGAACCAAAUAAUUUGGUUGGUAGCUUGUUCUUUUAGAGAACAAUGAAUAUCAAAUUUAAAGUUGAAUGAAAAGAAAGAUGUGUGUGCUCUUUUUGCUUGAACUUAAAAUAAUUUGAAACUGUAUUGCAAACAUUAAUUUAAAAAUAUCUAAAUAAAGUAAAAGACAUUUGAAUAGUUACUUACGGCUUUUAAACCUAAUAUGCAUGUACAAAUAUAAACGAGUUCUUAGUAAGUUCAGCUGCCAUGUGAUAUUUGACUGGUUUCUUCUUUGAUAAAAUAUCAGGUUCAUUUUUAAUGGCAAAGAAUGUUUUAAGGUUUAAUAAUUUCGAAAAAUUAACAUAACUUUAAUAUAUCUAGCCUUUAAAGCCUUGAAAAUUGCAACAUUAACUAAUUCAUACAGUUUUGUUUCAACCCAGAUGUCAAACAAUAAACCUGUUAAUUGGCAGGCAAGACAAAAGGGUCACUGCGGAUGAUCUGAAUUUGUGAAGAAUACAUGUGUACAUGCAUAUUUAAAUGUUAAAUGUCUAAAACAAAACUCUUUAAGUAUAUUCCUGAUUUUAGCAAGGCUGUUGAAAAAUAAAUGAAUUUAAAUUAAGUUAUUUUUUAUAACUCUAAACAUGAGGUUUGUAGAUUUAACUUAUUCCUUCAAACACAUGAAGUUUUUUUCAGAAAUCAGUGUUCAGAUUUUGCUGUUUUAUUGGUCUUGGUGAAAGCAGUUUUUGUAUUUGCCUUUAAAACCUAAACAACACAUUGUUUCAUACUUUACAUUUUGCACCAGCGUAUGCAUAUGUAGUUGACAGCUGAUUAUGUACAAAUGCACAGUCAUGUUUAUUACAAAUGAGUGUGGGCUUUGGGCUGUUAAGUUGUUACAUUUGCCCCAUGAUCAUGGUAUAUAAAUAUAUAUAUUUGGAACAUUUUCCUGUGUCAGAGUCCGGUUGAGUCAA
Molecule: messenger RNA, 2185 nt
Organism: Mya arenaria
Lineage: Eukaryota; Metazoa; Mollusca; Bivalvia; Myida; Myidae
Product: failed axon connections homolog
Exons: 7
Coding region: 4-837 (277 amino acids)
Cellular component (GO): cytoplasm
Source: RefSeq, a predicted model, not a curated record